GUUUGUUGUUUAGUGUGCCAUUGGCGCUAACAACGUGCGGUUCGGUCUUGCGGUUUUCUCGCCGCCCGUUGAAGUCAGUGAGCGGAAUAGAUUCUAGCCCGAUUUCGUGGUCUAAACACACACACACACAUAGGGGUGUAGAGAAAGUGCAUUGAAGCCAGAUCUGCAGAUUACACAAACUUGAGUUCCUUGAACUCCCCAAAAUAUUAUACAUAUCUACCUACGUGGCUUUCUCGGGUUUUGUGUAACCCAUUUAGUUGGCUGCACUUUAAAGGCGAUUACUAUAAAUAUUAAUAGGAUUUAUUGAUUGACUGGCGGUGGGCCAGAGCCAGAUCGACACGAGGCUCCGCACCCAUGUCCUUUCUUUCGCCCACACUGCGCCUGGAGAAUCUGUCCACGCAGCCCACGAUGACGCAGGAUCAUGUGCCCGAGGACCAGCGCUAUAACAAACAGAAUAUCGUCGCUCAAUGGUGUGUGCCCAUCAAUGGCAAGAUGUACCGCAUCGAGCUGGAACAUGGCACAACCAGUGGGCGGCGCAUGAUUUGGGUCAAUGGACGGGAAGUCUUGCGUCGCGACUGGAUGUUCAAGCUGGUUGGCGAGGACACCUUUCACAUCGAUCAGACGCGCUGCAUCAUACGCGUUGAUCCUGCGCCGGGCUUCAAGUACGAGUACUCCCUCUACAUCGACGGCAAGUCGCACGACCAGUACACCGAGGACAUGACACGGCAAUAUCGACUGUGGCUAUAUACAGAUGAUGCGGCCGCAGAGGCGCCGCAGGAAUAUAGAAUAAUGCUCAAGCUGGACACGCUGAGUCUCUACGUAAACGAUGAGCUGCGCACGGAGGAGUCGGUUUUUGUUCACGGCGGCACAGACACCAAGUUCCUGCUGCAGGACACGGAAUUCGUGCUUCAGGCACGCUCAAGUGGCAAUAAACAUGAUGGCAUCGUUCACACUCUGCUGGCGAAUGGGGUGCCAGUUCCGGAAGCAAAGAUUCAGGAGAUUAUGCAAGAGCCGGUCUCCAUUUUGCAGAGCAGCAACUGAGGGGCAAUAGGAGGCUCCUCCCCAUACGAUACGAUAGGAUAAAGUUUUGCAUUUGUUGAAUUUGUUAAU
This is a messenger RNA of Drosophila mauritiana, 1110 nucleotides long. RefSeq names its product fas apoptotic inhibitory molecule 1. The transcript is spliced from 4 exons. NCBI's taxonomy places the organism in Eukaryota, Metazoa, Arthropoda, Insecta, Diptera, Drosophilidae. The coding region runs from base 355 to 1041 and encodes 228 amino acids. The record is from RefSeq and is a predicted model, not a curated record. Gene Ontology annotation, biological process: canonical NF-kappaB signal transduction; positive regulation of neurogenesis; negative regulation of extrinsic apoptotic signaling pathway via death domain receptors.